AUGGCAUCAAUAACAACCUUUGAUACAGUAUUAUUCAGUACACUUGAGGCUGACAAGGUCAUCGAGAACUCACGUACUUGGUGUGCGACUAAUGGUUGGACAGAUCAUCAGGAGAUCGUCGGUUUGUUGAUGAGCUGGCAGUCAAUGGAGACCAUUGCUCUCGAGUUCAAGGAAUCGUCGUCAGUGGUGCUCACAGAGCAGGGCAUUGACGCAGUCGCCAACGGCUCGCUCGAGUACAGAAUGUUCCAAUCGAUUCCCGUCGAGGGCAUCCAAGUGAAGGAGGCCAACGAGAGACACGGUGCCACUGCAUUCGGUGCCGCCAAGUCCAAGGGAUGGAUCGUCGUCGACAAAGGACUUGUCAAGAAGAAGGACGGUGUUGUCGAGGACACCACAAAGAACCAACUACUCGCCCUUGCCACUCUCGAUGCCAAGGACAUCUUGGCUCUGCGAAAGGCCAAGUUGGUCGAGGACAGGAAGGUAUCAUAUUGUAGAAUAGCUCAAGGCGCAAAGUUUAACAUUAGAAAGAAGGAAUGCUCAGAUCUCACGGCUGAGAUGCUCAAGUCGGGAUCGUGGUCCAGCGAGACAUUCAAGUUCAACAUCAAUGCACUGGGCGAGCAGCCAUGGUCUGGCUACCGUCACCCAUUGAGCAAGGUCAAGGCAGAGUUCAAGCAGAUCUUCUUGGACAUGGGCUUCGAGGAGAUGCCCACUGGCAACUUUGUCGAGAACUCCUUCUGGAACUUCGACGCUCUCUUCCAGCCACAACAGCAUCCAGCUCGUGAUGCUCAUGAUACAUUCUUCCUCAAGGACCCCGCCACAUCACACGACUUCACAGACGACUACUUGGCCAAAGUCAAGAAGGUACAUGCUGAGGGUGACUAUGGUUCAUUAGGAUGGAGAUAUGACUGGAAGCUCGAGGAGGCCGAGAAGAACAUCCUUAGAACACAUACUACUGCCGUGUCCUCACGUAUGCUUUAUAAAUUGGCUCAGACUGGAUUCAAACCAAAGAAGUACUUCUCAAUUGAUAGAGUGUUCAGAAAUGAGUCUUUGGACGCUACUCAUUUGGCAGAGUUCCACCAGGUCGAGGGUGUGAUUGCCGACGUCAACAUCUCACUCAGCCAUCUGAUUGGUAUGUUCACAGAGUUCUUCAAGCGUCUGGGCAUCACCAACAUCAGCUUCAAGCCUGCCUACAACCCAUACACCGAGCCAUCGAUGGAGAUCUUUGGUGUGCAUCCCAAGCUCGGCCGUGUGGAGCUGGGCAACUCUGGUUUGUUCCGUCCAGAGAUGCUGCGUCCAAUGGGUCUGCCCGAGAAUGUCACCGUCGCCGCCUGGGGUCUGUCCCUCGAGCGUCCAACCAUGAUCAAGUACGGUCUGGACUCCAUUCGCCAGAUCUUUGGUAAUGACCUCAACAUCAGCUCCAUCGAGUCCAAUCCAAUCUGCAUGUUCCCUCCAGUCAGAGAAUAA
Acytostelium subglobosum LB1 is the source of this 1461-nucleotide messenger RNA. RefSeq lists its product as hypothetical. The coding region runs from base 1 to 1461 and encodes 486 amino acids. Gene Ontology annotation, biological process: phenylalanyl-tRNA aminoacylation. Gene Ontology annotation, molecular function: tRNA binding; ATP binding; phenylalanine-tRNA ligase activity. NCBI's taxonomy places the organism in Eukaryota, Evosea, Eumycetozoa, Acytosteliales, Acytosteliaceae. Gene Ontology annotation, cellular component: cytosol; cytoplasm; phenylalanine-tRNA ligase complex. The record is from RefSeq and is a predicted model, not a curated record. The transcript has 5 exons.